GUGAAAUAUCGCGGCCAAGUGUUACAAGCGCAUCUUCAACACUUGCUUUCUCUCUUGGGUUAACAUCUAACUCAAGCGAAGAAGCUGUCGCCUCAUGCAACUUGUUCGCACCGAUACCAAGUGAGUGACAGAGUAGUAAUUACUUUGUUUAGUCAAGUAUUAGUGUCUUGGCGUAAACCCUGCAGGCAACGAUUAAAUCACGUUUCUAAUUGAUAAAUUCAUCAAAGAAAUAACACCGAGACACACCGAACAUUUUUAUUUGUUGAAAAUUUAUCAAUAAGGUGUGGAAAAAUAAAGUGGAAGGAAAAAUAUACGAAUAAGAAAUGCAAUCUAACGCCUCUUCGACGUUAGAUCUUGAUACUUCCUCUAGUAGAUCUUCAACGUGCUGUGAUACUAAACACAGAAGUAAUGAAGAUAAUCAUGAUGAUAGACAGGAUCGUACAUCAGUUAGACAUUGUUCAUCUUCUGGUCAAACACUUUCACUGUCAUUGGAAGAUCGAGAGUUGUGGACAAGAUUUCAGACUAUUACUAAUGAAAUGAUCGUCACGAAGAAUGGAAGACGAAUGUUUCCAGUCGUAAAAGUUGUUGCAAGAGGUCUCGAACCGGCGGCAAUGUACACCUUGCUUCUUGAGUUCGUCCAGAUUGAUCCUCAUAGAUGGAAAUAUGUGAACGGAGAAUGGGUACCAGGAGGAAAAGCAGAAGUAGCACCUCCAAAUCCAAUUUAUAUUCACCCAGAAAGUCCAAACUUUGGUGCUCAUUGGAUGAAAGAGGCAGUGUCAUUUGCAAAAGUAAAGUUAACUAAUAAAUCUAACGGCAAUGGUCAAAUAAUGUUAAAUUCUUUACAUAAAUAUGAACCCCGAGUUCACUUGGUUCGUGUUGGUGCAGAAGAGCAAAGAACCGUUCUUACCUACAGGUUUCCAGAAACUCAGUUUAUAGCUGUAACAGCCUAUCAAAAUGAAGAAGUUACUGGUUUAAAGAUCAAGUACAAUCCAUUUGCUAAAGCAUUUUUGGAUGCUAAAGAAAGACCUGCAGAUCAACAAACUUAUCCACAAUAUACUAGUGCUUGGUUUCUUCCUCAACCAGCAAUGAGUUAUGAGUACACAUCACCGUCGGCAAUUGCUAUGGCUCAAAAUCAAGUCUCUAAUUCUACUGGAAAUCUUACCAAUACGUGUACAAUAUCAUCUGGAACACAUAAAAGUUCUUGUAGAACAUCACCUUAUACUAUUCGACAUAAAUAUUUACAAGAAGAAGAAAAUGUUGAUCCUUUCACAUCAGUACCAUUCCUCCAUUCAGCGGCAUACGUGACAAGUAAUUGGCCUCCAAGAAGUCCGGAACCUUUACCUGGAUUGAAUCCAUCAUUACCUCAAGAAUGGCCAGCAUCUCCGUUACCUUCACCAACAUCUUCAUCUCCAGCACCCUCUUACUCCCAUGUUUCUUUGGGGAGACCGGGAAAUGGUGCAGCCAUUCCAACAACAGCCUGUACCUUUUACAUUCCUCAAGCUCCUUUACCUUGUAAUUCCACCUCUCAUGAGCAUACAAUAGAGUCUUCUAAUUGGCUGCAUUCACCUCCAAUGUCUGAUCAGGUUCAACAACAAUCUUAUCUUAAUUUAAACCUUCAUUUACAUCAUCAAAUACCCCCUUAUUCACGGGGUGCACCUGCACUCCAAGUUCUUCAACAAUCUCCUAAUGAAAUAGAUAAUCAAUCUGGAAUUACUACUGGGCAUGAGUAUGAUCAUGGAUAUCCACAAUCUGUUAAUCAUUCAGAAAAUCCGGCACAAUUACUCCAACUCCCUUCUCAACCGGAUCCAUCACCAACUACAACAGAUCAAUAUGAUCCAUCAAAAGGACAUCACACUAUAGGAGGAUAUCAAGAUAGUAGUAGUCAAGAUAGUAAUGAUACCCGAGUCGAAAUAAACAGGCGGUAUGUGACCACAGUAAUCGAUCAUCGUCACACUUCCCAUCAAAGAGACCCAACAAUUGGUGAACCACAAAGUGGGUGGACACCACUUACUCCUCCUACAGUCACGCAAAACACUAGUAUUUGACGUAAUGUCAAAACAACUUGAAGGAAGAUUUCGUUAAUCUUUUAAAUAAAAUGAUAAUAAGGAUAAAAUUGUUAUUUAAAAAACAACGAAUUCCGUCCGUUAAAAAUGUUAAAGAUAAUGUUGAUGUUUUAAAUAUAUUGGAGAUGUAGUUAAACAUAGACUUGUAAAUACAGUA
Chelonus insularis is the source of this 2220-nucleotide messenger RNA. It is a transcript of the gene byn, whose product is annotated as brachyenteron. The record is from RefSeq and is a predicted model, not a curated record. The coding region runs from base 324 to 2045 and encodes 573 amino acids. Gene Ontology annotation, molecular function: RNA polymerase II cis-regulatory region sequence-specific DNA binding; DNA-binding transcription factor activity, RNA polymerase II-specific. NCBI's taxonomy places the organism in Eukaryota, Metazoa, Arthropoda, Insecta, Hymenoptera, Braconidae. Gene Ontology annotation, biological process: heart morphogenesis; cell fate specification; regulation of transcription by RNA polymerase II. The transcript is spliced from 6 exons. Gene Ontology annotation, cellular component: nucleus.